CGUCUCCGCAGCGACGAUGGCGCUGAACGCGGCGGCAGAGGAGGCGGAGGCGCGGCGGGAGCGGCAGGAUCGGCUCAGCCGGACCAUGGGGGGGCUCCUGCUCCGGGGGUACCGAAUGCUGGGGAGCUGCUGCCCCCGCUGCGGGACGAUCCUGCUCCAGGACAAGGAGCAGCGGCUCCUCUGCGUGACCUGCCAGGACUCCCAGGGGACGGGGCGGGGGACGGCACUGGCCGGGGGGUCGGGAAUUGGGGGAAUUUGGGGGAAUUUGGGGAAGGGCAGGGCUGGGAAUGGCAUGGGGGAAUUGCUCCUGACCCUCCCCGCGCCUCUCCCGCCGCCCCGCCCGAGCACUGCGAGCGGCAGCUGCCGUCAGGGGGCCCCCCGGCCCCCGGAGCCCCUGAGCUCGGGGAGGGGGCAGUGGGGCUGCAGCGUCGCGGUGCUGGCCAAGCUGGGCUGGGCCGCGCGGGAGCUGCCCCGGACGGGCUCGGCCGAGGGGAGUGCCCAGCUCUGCGCCCUCGUCAGCGCCUGCGCCAGCGCCCUGAGGGGGCUGCAGGGCCUGGACCCCCCCCGGGGGGCUCCCAGCACCCCCCUAAACCCUGAGAGCCCCCCCUGAGCCCCUCUGAAACCUUGGACAUCCCCAGAACCCCCUGAGCCUGCGCCAGCGCCCUGCGGGGGCUGCAGGGCCUGGACCCCCCCCGGGGGGCUCCUCAGCACCCCCCCAAACCCUGAGAGCCCCCUGAACCCCCCCCAAACCCCUGGACAUCCUCAGAA
Myiozetetes cayanensis is the source of this 768-nucleotide messenger RNA. It is a transcript of the gene ZNRD2, whose product is annotated as zinc ribbon domain containing 2. Lineage: Eukaryota; Metazoa; Chordata; Aves; Passeriformes; Tyrannidae. The record is from RefSeq and is a predicted model, not a curated record. The transcript has 4 exons. The coding region runs from base 17 to 610 and encodes 197 amino acids.